GGCGGCAUUGGCUCACACCAAUGGAGUACGUACACCCGAUCAUGACCCAAUAGAAACUCCUGAGAAACUUCAGCAACACGCUUCUGGAGGGUUUGUGCCCUAUACAAAACCCUUCCCUCUCUCUCAUUCCUCUCGCUCUCUUCCUCUCUCUAACUCACUCUGUUGCGAGAAUCGAAUGAACACCUUCCCAGUUUCAUGGGAGAUCCGAAGAAUCCAAGACCGGCGUCGUUUUCACUCCCUCCCGGUUGCCGAUUCUACCCCUCCGAAGACCAACUAGUCUGCUACUACCUUACUAGCAAGAACACCGAUGAUGGCCGAUUCGGGUUCGAUUAUAUUAGAGAAAUUGAUCUCUACGGUCACGACCCGUUCGAUUUGCCCGAAUCCGCUUGCUUCCGCUUCGGCCGUGGAGGGAGGAAGAGGCACUGGUACUGUUACACGGCUAGGGUUUCGAAGGAGAGAGGGAGGAGGAGAGCCGGUGGUGGGUACUGGAAGAGUAGUGGUAGGGUCAGGGAUGUGGUGGGUGCCGGUGCAGGGAAGGUUGUGGUGGGGACGAGGAGGACUUUUGUGUUUUACUUGGGGAAUUCACCCAAAACUGCUAAGCGGACCGAUUUUGUUAUGUAUGAGUAUGCCCUAAUUGAUCAUCAUGAGGCUUCCUUUGUUCUAUGCCGGAUAUUUGUUAAAUCUCAUGGUGUAAAUAACAUAUCAGAGCAUGGUCUAAGUUCUUGUGGUGAAGAAAGUGUUGCAACCGUACGUCACAUUGGUAUUCAGUAUGAUGGGACUGUGCAUGAUGACAAUUCUGUUGAAAGGAAGAAUGAGGUUUUGGGAUUUCCAAUGGGACUGGCUGAUGAGCUUGAUGACCGAGUUCCUGCUGAGGCUGUCGCUGUUGCCAGCUUUCAACUUCCUUCUAACACACAGCCUAAUGAGCCGGUGAUGUCAUCUGGGCUUAGCGGCAAUGGCACGGUGUUCAUUGAUGAUUUGGCUACUCAGCAAUUAAUAGCCAUUUUAGAAGAAGAUUAUAUACAGUUGGAUGAUCUUUUAUGCCCACUUUCGGGCAUUGAUAACACAUGAUAAAUUUCAAUGCUGAGGUUGAACUCAUAGUUCAGAAACUAUAGAAGAGGUUCAAAAACCUGAAAUCCCCAAUGGGACAUUUAAUGGAGCAACAUAACUGUCAAUUAUGAAGUUACCAGUGAUGUGGGGCAUUCUUGUUCUGCCCAUUAAGAUUUCUUUUCGUGCCUUAUUGCGGGCAUUGUCUCUCCAAUGAGAUAAAGGGGAAGACGGAAACGUCGGGAAAAAAAAUAUUUAUCGGUAUCAACUGCAUUGCCUGAUUUGAUCAUCAUACUUCGGCUGUUCUCUUGAUGGUGGAGUUUUUACUCUAAACCACUUUGGUUAUUGGGAAAGUCUCCUUUCCAUUCCAACUCUCUAGUUUUUUCCUUGCUCGUAUUUAUCUCUGCUUAGCAAGACAUUUCUUACUGUAGCUUGGUAUUUUUCCACUUUCUGAAUUUUCUUGUGUAGGAGCUUAUAAGACAUUAUAAGAUGGAUGUUAUAGUACAUCUGGAUGGUAUGCUGAAUUAUGUGAGUUUUCAUAAUUCCUGAAGAAAAUUAUUUCCCGAAUGGAAAAUACCUAUCAUAAUCAUUUUAAAAAAAAUUGUUAUUUUGAUUUUUGUGUAUGUGCUGUGCGAGUGUGGUUGGCAAGUUUAGUUGAACUUGGAUUA
Molecule: messenger RNA, 1712 nt
Organism: Cornus florida
Lineage: Eukaryota; Viridiplantae; Streptophyta; Magnoliopsida; Cornales; Cornaceae
Product: NAC domain-containing protein 72-like
Exons: 4
Coding region: 196-1068 (290 amino acids)
Biological process (GO): regulation of DNA-templated transcription
Molecular function (GO): DNA binding
Source: RefSeq, a predicted model, not a curated record